ACAACCUUGAAAAGCAGAAAUACGCUACCUUUGCAAUUCUAGAACUGUCGUUUUCUGAUCUGAACCCGCGUGAAUCGCUCCACAGCUAUGCCGGACCUCAGCAUCGAUGAGGCGAACAAGAUCCGCCUGUCCAUGGGCUUGCCUGCCUUGCCAGGCGGUUCUGCCAGCGCUGUGCCAGAAGGACCGGCUUUCAAACCUGCGAAGGACGGCGAUGAAUCAGAGGAAGAACCCGCAAGCACAAUCGAUACGCGCCAGGCCGCCGCUCACGAGAACUGGCUGAAGCUCAAUGCCGAACAAGAAGCCAGGAAGAAGCGCGAAGAGCGCGCGCUCGCAAUAAAGAAGGAGCGGGAGAGGGCCGCGCGCACAGCGAAGCUCGAGGGCACAGGUCUUGCAGACGCGGUCGAAGAUGACGACGAUACGGCCUGGUUGAAGGGCAGCAAGAAGCGCCAGAAGAAGAUUCUAAAGGCUGAGCAGAUGCAGAAGGAGCUUGAGGAGCGGGAGCGUCAGGCACGUGAGGCGAUGCAGUACACAGAGACCGAUCUGGCGGGCGUCAAGGUCGGGCACGAAAUUGAUCAGUUCGACGACGGCGAGGAUCAGAUUCUCGUUCUAAAAGACACAGCAGUCGAUGGCGAAGAUGACGAUGAGCUCGAAGCAGUGGCGUUGAAGGAGAAGGAGCGCCUGCAAGAACGCCUAGACUUGAAGAAGCGGAAACGUGCAUACGAUCCCAACGACGAGGACGGCGAGAAGUCCAUCCUUGCGCAGUAUGACGAGGAGAUCGACGGCAAGAAGGGCAAGGCAUUUACAUUAGACGGCAAAGGCCGAACGGUCGAAGACGUACAGGCGACGGCUGCCGAUGCUGCACAACCCAAGAGGGUCGCCAUAAGCCUUGAUAUCCUCAACGAUGAUGCGUUGGCGAACGACUAUCAAGAGUACAAAGAGAUCAAGAUGAAGAAGCCAAAGAAGAAGAAGACUAAGAAGCCCAAGCGAGAACGUUUUGAAGACGACGACGAGAUGAUGCUUCCGGCGGAGGAGCCCGUCGACGAUAUGGAGCUCGACGGUGCGGAGACCACGGCGCCAAAGGCGAAGAAGAAGAGUGUUUAUGACGAGUCGUUCAUCGACGACGACGACCUACAGGCCAACUUGGCUGCACAACGGCAGAAAGCACUGAAAAAGCGGAAGAAGAUGCGCCCAGAGGAUCUCGCACGGCAACUGCGAGAGGAAGCCUCUACAUCCCAAACACCUGACGUGAUGGAGUCGACUGAGGACGGCGAUACCCAAGGACUGGUGAUUGACGAAACCACCGAGUUCGUGCAGAAUCUUGGAGCCAAUGCAGACCAAGGGGAGGACGAGGCGAGAAGGCGGCGGAGGAAGGCUAGCCACGCCUCUGACAGUAUCAAGACCGAACAGCCUAUCGAUGACGAUGGUGACGUCGAUAUGGAGCGGUCUUACGCGGAAGUAGCUGAAGCUGAGGACGCACGACAACGCAGCCAGUCUCGUGCCAAGUCCGCUGCCGCCGAAGACUUCUCCACCGGGCUCGAUGCCGAAAAGACCGUUGAUGGAGGCCUGGGUGCGACACUGGCACUCCUGCGUCAGCGUGGCCUCGUGGCUGCGGAAAAUGAUGCUAGCCAAAAGAACGCGCUCUACCGCGAUCGCCAGAAGUUCCUAGCAGACAAGCAACGCGCCGAAGCCGACGCCGAACGCCAACGUAAGGUCGCCCGUGAGCGUGAGCGCAAUUCCGCUCGCUGGAACACCAUGACACCUCGCGAACGUGAAGAGUGGGCUCGUAAGCAGAACACCAACGCCGACGUGAGCGAAAGCCGCAGGCUAGCGGAGAUCUUCAACAAGGAGUACAAGCCAAAUGUCGAACUGAACUACGUCGACGAACAUGGUCGCCAGAUGAACCAGAAAGAGGCGUUCAAGCAGCUCUCGCACCAGUUUCACGGUAAGGGUAGCGGUAACACAAAGACGAAGAAGCACCUCGACAAGGUGGCGCAGGAGAAGAAGAAAAUGGCCGAGAGCUCGCUGGAGGUCACGAAGGCCGGUGGUGUUGGGAAUGCUCACGACCAGCAGGCGAAAAAGCUCAAGACUGCUGGUGUGCGGUUGCAGUAAUCGUCUUGAUUCGACGAUGGCCUCAGGUUAGUGGUACUGAUACCUCAUUCAUGAAGAACUUUUGUUAAUAGCCAUAUUCCAAUAGACGGGCGACGCUUGACACACU
This is a messenger RNA of Didymella exigua CBS 183.55, 2215 nucleotides long. RefSeq lists its product as uncharacterized. Gene Ontology annotation, biological process: maturation of 5S rRNA; mRNA cis splicing, via spliceosome. Gene Ontology annotation, cellular component: U4/U6 x U5 tri-snRNP complex. Lineage: Eukaryota; Fungi; Ascomycota; Dothideomycetes; Pleosporales; Didymellaceae. The record is from RefSeq and is a predicted model, not a curated record. The coding region runs from base 88 to 2109 and encodes 673 amino acids. The transcript has a single exon.